CCCUCCGGCCCAAGGGGGCGGGCUCUGCGGGCGCGGGGUCCAGACUCGACCGACUCCCGGCCGUACCGCGUCUCGACCGCCGCUGCCGCCCUUCUCCGGCCGUUCCCUCCCAGCAAGCGGACGCAGGGAACCGAGGCCUGGCGUGCGGGGUGCCAUGGAAGAUCGCAGGCGGGAGGACGCGGCGGGAGUGGAGACACUGGCCGGCUGAGGCCGAGGCAUGCGGAGCCCCGGAGGGAACCUGCUCCACACGCUGCCCCGGGCCUUGCAGCACGCCGGUCGGCCGGGCGGCGCAGAGCAGCCGGGCCGCUGGGCACCACCAGAGCGGACUGCGGGCGGGGACUGCCCGGAGGACCGCCUUCCCCGCGGGGGCGGGGCCAGCGCGGCGGCGGCGGCUGCGGCGGCGGCGGCGGCGGCCUCGGGCGCCCUGCUCGGUGCCUAUCUGGAGCGCCACGCUCCGCCCGCGGCCUCGGACUUGCCGGCGCCGGCCGGGGCGUUGGCAGGCGGCCCCGGGAGCGGCGGCGGCGGCGGCGGCGUGGUGGUCGGGGUGGCCGAGGUGAGAAACUGGCGCUGCUGCUGCCUCGGCAGCACCUGUUGGUGCCGAAGCCUCGUGCUGGUGUGCGUGCUGGCCGCCCUGUGCUUCGCUUCCCUGGCCCUGGUCCGCCGCUACCUGCAGCACCUCCUGCUCUGGGUGGAGAGUCUCGACUCGCUGCUCGGGGUCCUGCUCUUCGUCGUGGGUUUCAUCGUCGUCUCCUUUCCCUGUGGCUGGGGCUACAUCGUGCUUAAUGUGGCGGCCGGCUACCUGUACGGCUUCGUGCUAGGCAUGGGGCUCAUGGUGGUGGGCGUCCUCAUCGGCACCUUUAUCGCUCAUGUGGUUUGCAAGCGGCUACUCACUGCCUGGGUGGCCGCCAGGAUCCAGAGCAGCGACAAGCUGAGCGCCGUUAUCCGCGUCGUGGAGGGAGGAAGCGGCCUGAAGGUGGUGGCACUGGCCCGAUUGACUCCCAUACCUUUUGGGCUUCAGAACGCAGUGUUUUCGAUUACUGAUCUCUCCUUACCCAACUAUCUGAUGGCAUCCUCGGUUGGACUGCUUCCGACUCAGCUUCUGAAUUCUUACUUGGGUACCACACUACGGACAAUGGAAGACGUCAUCGCAGAACAAAGUGUUAGUGGAUAUUUUGUCUUUUGUUUACAGAUUGUUAUAAGCAUAGGCCUCAUGUUUUAUGUGGUCCAUCGUGCUCAAGUGGAACUGAACGCAGCUAUCGUAGCUUGUGAGAUGGAACUGAAAACCUCUCUGGUUAAAGGCAAUCAACCGAAUCCCAGUGGCUCUUCCUUCUACAACAAGAGGACCCUCACGUUUUCUGGAGGUGGAAUCAAUAUUGUAUGAUUCUUACAAACUGUGAUUGCUGAGAUCCUAGUAGCUGUCCAGGCCUAGCAGUCACUUACCUAAUGGCAGAGACAAGUGCUGUUGUAUUAUGGCACAAACAAAACUGACUAGUUUUUAAAUUGCACAAUUUUCUAAAAGCAAGAAUCAUUUUCUGGGUCUGUAAAUGUAACUGUAGCUGCAGCUUUGGCUGCCCUGUGUUAGACCUGUAAUGGCCUAUAGGUGUGCACUUUAGUGUUUUUGAAUUAUUUUAUUGCUGGGACUUAUAAGCAGAGAAAUAACCCAAAUAUUUUUUUUCUGUUUAGUAUCUUUAUUUAUAAAGCCCAUGAAUAGUUGUGUGCAUCUGUCUUUAAAGAUGAGUAAAAGUAUACAAUUCUCAAUGGAUCAUUGUUGGAUGUUCUUUGCAUUCUGUCCAGAGGGGAAACUGUUUUGUUUAUUGUUCACUUGUUUGUUCCAAGCAGAAAAACUGCUUUAUUUUCCUUGCUUGUAAGAAAAUAGCUAUAUUUCAGUUGAAUGUAUGUUAUCCAGCAUUAUGUGACUGUGGGUCAUUUACACCUUUCUGUACAAGUGUAAAUCCUACAUUGUGGGACUGAAGUGCUCUUAAGACCCCUUUUAUUUUCACUGUGUAAUAUGCAAAGUAAAAGGGACAUUAGUUAGCAGGUGGCUCACAAGUCGAGCCUGCAUUCUUAUUUGAUUAUAUUGGUUUCACCCUUUAGACCUCAUCCAAGGGCUGUCCGAUAGCACUCUUACCAAACCAUUUCCCCCUUUUAUAUUAAUAAUUAGGCUUUGAAAUAAACAUAUUAUUCCUCUAAAAUGCUGGGCUUACCAUCUCUCAAGUUGUCAUUCAGGUGGCCUUGUUUAGUCAAAACGCCUUGUUAAAAAGAAACAAGCUUUAAAAUCAUGUUUAUAGUUUCAAUAAAAUACAUAUAUAUACGUGUAUAUAUGUAUACGUAUACGUAUAUGUAUAUGUAUAUAUAUAUCCCCAUUGCUUUCAGCUUUAAAACUAUAAACAUUCACAAAAAGCCCACAUUAGUGCUGUCUGUUGUAUCAUUGCUGUUUUGUUUAGGGCUUUGGUGUUCCUUUUCCCUGAUAAGACUCAGGAAUUCUGAGAUGUGAAGUUGUCUCAGUUCUUUCUCUUGUAGCGUGUGUCUGCUAACAGCACUUAGGACUUAGCGUACAGUAAUCCAACAUGAUUUGUGUGCUAGGCUCUCAUUUAUCAGCUUUACUUGUUAAGUAGUUUAAUUGCAAACUUAAUGAUUAAUUGAUUUUGUUUGUGACUAGUGAGACUGUAGUGAUACGGUAACGUUUUUCUGUUAAGGACUUCACUUUUCUAUGACUGUUCCAACCUAUCUGCGCUCUCUCCGCUGCCUUUUCCUGGCAGUAAAACCUUUGCCCUGGUUACUGCUGACAUAGAGAUUAAUCCUGUGUGAGCAGAUCUUUCUAGUCUGAACACCAGAGAUAAAUUUGAUAGUGUUCACACACAAGGUUUUGGCCCAGUUCAAGUGAGUUUCCUUCCCUUCCUGAUGGGUAAAUUCCUUUGUCUCUGAGUAGCAGUAGAAGACCAGAGUAAGUAUGACCAAAGGCACCUGGUCUACAGUGCAUGCCUGGCCUCCAGACCUUUGUCAUCGGUAGAAAACCAAGUAUAUAUACUGAGUCCUUACUGCCUGUUAAAUUUUACGUUUUAUUUAGUUUAACCAUCCUAAUAAAGGAAAUAUUUGAUUUAUUCUUUUUAGUACAACUUAGCAACAUUUUUCUUGUGUUUCUCAUUGGCUAUUUUUUGUUAAAGGAAUCUUUAUUUAAGAUCACUGUUUUCAUGCUUGUUUUACAGUCCUUGUAUUUCGAAGUGCAUUAUAUUUACUUAGCAUUUGUAACUUGAACGACUUCACAAAAUGAGUACCUUUUGGUAAUUUGUAAUAACUUCUUCCAAAUGUUAACACUUUCCCUGGUAAUUGUAUUACAUAUGUGAAGACAAAAGAAAUAAUUUUCUGUAUUCUGCCAAUCAUAAUUUUAUAUAAUAAAUCAUCAACUUUUAUAAUAGUAUGGAUUGACAAUUUCUAAAGUACUAAUGUAGUUAUGCUUUUCCUUUCUUUAGCAGCAGUUCAUUAUUGCCAUGUUAUUUGAUAGGUGCAUCUGGUGUCUGGGUUAUAUUUAUAUUCACUGUAAUCUGUGCAGCAUAGCUGUGCCAUGUUCUCUGUCUCUAACCUGCAGCCUGGGCUUGCAGCAGCAGCAGUUCCCAAGUAGUGCACUGGGCAUGCAUUGCCUCCAGCCAUAUGUAUUCAGGAAAUGCAUAUUCAUAGGAAUGAAAUGCGGUGUCUUUGCAUUGGUUAACUACAGUCUAAAGUUGCUUUAUAUUCAUUUAGAGUCCACCUCUUUUUCAAUCUGGUUAAAAUUUUGUUCUAUUUUUCCUAAGAUGGCUACUUUGACAAAUUUGCAUUACCUCUUUUUAAAACCCUGUUUAUACUGUGCUUUUAUGUCAUUUUUAUUUGAUCAUCUGAUUUGUGAAUAAUUGAAAUCUGUACUCAGUGAGAAAUCAUGUUAUCAAGUCUCUGUUGUUAGAAUGUUCAUUCUCAGUUUAUAUUCAGAAGUGAAUGGAUGUGUUCAGAGUCCGCCAUACUCCACUGUAACCAGCUGCUAAUGAUGCACAGUGGCUUUCCCCAGUUCAGUUUGUUUGCCCUCACUGUCAACAAACUACAUGGUUGAGGCACACUUGUUCCCAGCAUCACCCCUCUUAACCUGUGGUGGUGAUUCGGACUCUUCCUGGGGAAGUUACUAUGACUUAAAUUUGUUGUCUGUGAGACUGAUCUUUCCAGUUCUUGAAAGCUGCUAGGUGUGUGCCACAUUGGUGCAAAUAGAUCCUCCCUGUGUGGCAGAAGAAUACCAUUUAUAGAAAAGGAGCAUUGAAGAAAAAAAGAGGCUUAUUGUGAAGUCGGACGACAACUGUAACUGGGUCGAUGGCCUUGGUGCUGAGAUUAUGUCACAGCUGAAGGCUUCUCCCAGGCUCGGAAUGAUCCAUGGAAUAGUGUCUGGAUCCUCAGAGUAGAUGUUUCUGGUUUCUCUUUUAAUAAGGUAUUUAGGAUAUAUAUUUUUAAAGUUAAUUGCUUUAAGCUGAAAAGCCAUUUAAAUGGGGAGAGGAAUGACUCUCUCAUAGGCUAUUUAAAACUCAGGAGUUCAAAUAAACUCACAAAUUGAACAGACACUGUUGACUUUGCAACUGAAUUAUGAUCUGGUACGUCUGAACUGCACAGUGAUUGCCGCAGACUGUUCUCAAAGGUGGCUGAGAUUCACGGUAGUGAAUUCUAAGGGCAAAGCAGUUACAAUGUCUUGAAAAUUGGUAUCCCAAAUCACUUGUGUGCCUAAGAAAAUAAAAGGAAAUAUUUUAUUUUU
This is a messenger RNA of Apodemus sylvaticus (European woodmouse), 4762 nucleotides long. It is a transcript of the gene Tmem64, whose product is annotated as transmembrane protein 64. The transcript is spliced from 3 exons. Bases 218 to 1381 code for a protein of 387 amino acids. Lineage: Eukaryota; Metazoa; Chordata; Mammalia; Rodentia; Muridae. The record is from RefSeq and is a predicted model, not a curated record.